AUGAACUUCAUAAAGGCCUGCAAAGAGGACAGCCUCCCCGAGAUGCCAAUCCUGGUGAAAUCUCUGAGCAGCUUCACAGAGAAGAAAGGGUACAGAUGUCCUGACUGUGGGAGAGCCUUCAGCUCCAAGUCCUUCCUUACUCAACACUGGCGGAUCCACACAGGGGAGAGACCCUAUGAAUGCAGUGAGUGUGCGAAGGCUUUUAGCCAGAGGGCAAACCUUAUUCAGCAUCAAAGUAUUCAUUCUGGAGAGAAACCAUACAAGUGUGAGGACUGUGACAAAGCUUUCAGGCGGAGCUCCUCUCUCAGGGAGCACCAGAUUAUCCAUAGUGGCAAGAAACCAUUUCUCUGUAAUGAAUGUAGGAAAGGCUUCAGCAAACGCUCAGCCCUCAUCUCCCAUCAGAGAAUUCACACUGGCGAGAAACCCUAUCAAUGUAAUGAGUGUGGGAAGGCCUUUAGUGAUCAGUUAUUCUUCAGCCAACACCGGAGGAUCCACAAUGGGGAGAAACCUUAUGGAUGCAAUGAAUGUGGAAAGGUCUUUAGCUGGGCCUCAUCCCUUAAUCACCAGAGAACUCAUACAGGAGAGAAGCCCUACAAAUGCAGCGACUGUGAGAAGACUUUCAGCUAUAGCUCCUCCCUCAGCCUCCAUCAGAGAACUCCCAACGGGGAGAGUCCCUAUAUGUGUAAGGAGUGCGGAGACACCUUCAGGUAUUGCUCCUCCCUGACCAAGCACCAGUGGACCCACAGCAUCAAGACAACCUGUCUUUGCUAUUGUCUCGUUAUUCCCCUCCCGCACUGCUCCUUGAGCGUCCUCGGCAGUUCAUGA
Molecule: messenger RNA, 825 nt
Organism: Leptonychotes weddellii (Weddell seal)
Lineage: Eukaryota; Metazoa; Chordata; Mammalia; Carnivora; Phocidae
Source: RefSeq, a predicted model, not a curated record